This is a messenger RNA of Pectinophora gossypiella (pink bollworm), 2543 nucleotides long. RefSeq names its product putative fatty acyl-CoA reductase CG5065. Gene Ontology annotation, cellular component: peroxisome. The transcript has 13 exons. NCBI's taxonomy places the organism in Eukaryota, Metazoa, Arthropoda, Insecta, Lepidoptera, Gelechiidae. The record is from RefSeq and is a predicted model, not a curated record. Bases 163 to 1740 code for a protein of 525 amino acids. Gene Ontology annotation, molecular function: alcohol-forming very long-chain fatty acyl-CoA reductase (NADP+) activity. Gene Ontology annotation, biological process: long-chain fatty-acyl-CoA metabolic process.
AGCUGAGCGGUCGAUAGCGGUCGCAGUGAUCGACGGAAAGAAGUCGCGCGUUUCGACCGGGGAAAGAUGAAAUAGACACCCCUAUAAUUUUGUGCUUGGAAAUUUUGUGGGACUACGCUUCCCGGUUUUUUGAUCCAAAAUAUUGUGGAAGCCGACAUUAGCAUGGAGAACAUAAAAAUUAUGUCGACAGGCACAAUGGAUUCCAUUCAGAAGACCAUGGAGUGGAACGGCAACGACCCGGCGACACCAAACUUCAACGAGACCAACCAGGAAAGUCUGGAGUCCAUCGCCGAUUUCUAUGAUGGAGCCGUAGUCAUGGUAACGGGCGGCACAGGCUUCGUGGGCAAGGCUCUGUUGGAGAAACUCCUGCGCAGUUGUCCUGGCAUCGACACCAUCUAUGUCCUGAUGAGGCCUAAGCGCGGGCUCACAGUCGAACAGAGGUAUAAGGAAUUGCUGAAGAACCAGGUCUUCGACCGCAUCCGCGCGCGGUGGCCGGAACGCUUAAGCAAGCUGAUCCCCAUCGCCGGUGACGUCUCCGCCCCGAACCUAGGAGUAAGUGGAGAUGACAUGCAGUUGAUGGAGCGAGUGAGCAUGCUGCUCCACUCGGCAGCCACGGUGCGGUUCACGGAGCCGCUGCACGUGGCAGCGGCGUUGAAUGUGCAGGGGACUGCGCAUAUGCUCGCGCUCGCCAGUACCAUGCCCAGGUUGAAGGCCCUGGUCCACGUGUCAACAGCCUACAGCAACGCCCCGAAGAGCCACAUCGAGGAGCGCGUCUACCCACCCCCUUACGACCCUGAUAGCAUCCUCAGGUGCGCCAAGAUGCUGCCUCCUGAGACCAUGGAAGUCAUUUCUGCUUCUCUUCAGGGUGAUCACCCAAAUCCCUACACCCUGACCAAGGCAUUAGCUGAAGCGAUUGUCUACAACCACUCAGCUGAUCUGCCUGUCUGCAUCGUAAGGCCUUCCAUAGUGACUGCUGCCCACCAAGAACCAUUCCCUGGAUGGAUUGACAACAUAUAUGGAGUGACAGGUCUUCUGAUGGAGAUGUCUCGCGGCACAUACCGUUCGGGCUACUGCAAGCAGGAGAUGGUAAUCGACAUUGUGCCAGUAGACAUGGUGGUGAACAGCUGUAUCCUCGCCGCGUGGAGGCAGGCUACUAAAAAGCCAGGCAGGUGUCCAGUAUACAACGUGACCUCAGGGUCUGUGAACCCGUUGCAGUGGGGAAACUUCUCCAGGCUGUGCAUGAAGUGGUCCAGAGAGAACCCCACCAAGUACGUGAUGUGGUACCCAAACUUCACGUUUACGGAGUCUCGCUUCAUGAAUACUUUCUGGGAGGUCUCACUUCACUUCCUGCCGGCGUUCCUUUAUGAUAUGCUGCUUAGAGCUCAAGGGAGGAAGGCUAUAAUGAUGAAACUCGCCCGGCGAUUCAAAAUGGCCGCCGCAACAGGGGAAUACUUCGCGAACCACGAGUGGCAAUUUGGCAUAACAGAACUGACUGCGCUCCACAACGACGCGAGCAAUACUCUUGACGGCUCCUCCUUCCCGCACUGGCCGUCCAUAUAUGACUGGAAUCAAUACAUGGGGUCUUAUAUGAUGGGAAUACGAAAAUUUAUUUUGAAAGAUACCGCUGAGUCCCUGCCCGCUGCUAGGACUAAGUUGCGAAGGUUGUAUUGGGUCCACAAACUGCUUCAAGCUGCCACCGGUUAUUACAUCUUUAAGUUCGUCGCGGGCCGUCUACGAUAAGGAUAAUAUUAUCAAUUAAAAUUAAAAUAUAUUAUAUUAUAUAGGGGGUUAAAAAGGCUACAUUGGCGCAUCAUCACUAAUUUAAGAGCCACGCUCUUGUCGGUGAAGCUUCUAUCUUUCCCAAGCGUGUCGUAAAAUCCGACAGAGGUAUUGUGUCUUCUAACAUGAUGGACUAAUGUUAUGGGCGUUAGGCUGAUCCCUUAUCACCAAAAGGUUCAUCAUAUCCAGCUUAUAUUGUAUCAACAGUGGCUGCAAGUUGUCUUUGAUUACUUGUGGCUCUGCCCACCUCAUUAGGGAUUACGGGCGUGAGUUUAUGUAUGUAUGCUCUUGUCGAUGUUGCAUUCUUCAUGCUACUUUUCUAAGGAAAAAAUUGCAGUGGUUUCUCUUGCCUUCCGCCCCGCACUACUCUGUCCGAAGUCAGUGAGAAGCGCCCUGAGUAGUCUAUUUCAAAGCCGUACUAGGACUCCUGUCCUCCGCCUCUGAAUAGUACUGACAGUUACUGCUGCCCUCUGUCAGGUUCCAGGUUACAGUCCCUGUGACUUGCCACGUCCUGCAUUGCCGUACCGAUGGCUCCCAUAUUCGCCUCUGCUAACAUUGAGGUACGAUAAGCUGCAAAAUUCCAAUCAGUUUCUUGCAAAAUAAUAAAAUAACUGGUUGCACUUAAGACCUCCUCCUCCGUCGUUUCUGUAAUAGACCUACAUAAACUGCCUAUACCACUGCUGGGCACAGGCCUCCCCUCAAUCAACCGGAGGGGGUAUGGAGCAUACUCCACCACGCUGCUCCACUGCGGGUUGGUGGAGGUG